Molecule: messenger RNA, 471 nt
Organism: Trichomonas vaginalis G3
Lineage: Eukaryota; Parabasalia; Trichomonadida; Trichomonadidae
Product: CHD5-like protein family
Exons: 1
Coding region: 1-471 (156 amino acids)
Biological process (GO): tail-anchored membrane protein insertion into ER membrane
Source: RefSeq, a predicted model, not a curated record
AUGGAAUAUCUCAAUGCACUUUACCAUCUUCAGCUGUCAGGUCCUGGACUUUUUUUGGCAGCUUUUAUGACUGAUUGGUUUGUAAUGGUCUUUGCCAAAACAAUAUUUAGGCUUUACAAGCGAUAUAAAACUCGCGAAAUUAUCAAAUUGAAAGAAGAGCUCAAAAAAGUUGAUAUGAAGGAUGAUUUCCCAAAGUACGCCAAAUUAAAUAGACAGUUAACUCAUCUUCAGAAAACAAAACAAGUUUCAAAACCAAGUCGGAUUUGGUCAUUUCUCAGAUUUCUUGUUCCUGCUCUUAUUUUUAGAAAUUGUUGGAUUUGCACUGCUCCAGCUAACUUCUGGACACCAAUCCAAAGAGCAGUCAAAUUCCCACAUCCAAUUGAGGAAGACAAAGUCAAAGUUGGUUUUAUCUUCUUUUGGGGAGUUGUGAGAGCUCUCAACAACAAAGUUUUCGCAUUAGUUUACAAAUGA